CUGGACAGCACUGGCAGGAAAGUGAAACCUGUGUCGUCUUGUUUUGCUCUAGCUUUGGUACAAACUAACUCUUGGAUCUUUAUGUGAGGGACAACUCGUGAGGGGAUAUAUGAGUUUGCAGUUGUUCUACUUGACUUCGGCAGGAGAUGGCACUGCUGGGCCACAAGGCUGAGCCAGUCGGUAAUGAAAGCUUGGACAAAUGGGAGUCAGUUGGCUGUGGGGGAUUCGGUCAUGUCUACAGGGCCAGGCAUAAGGACUGGGGGUUUGAUGUGGCCAUUAAGAUACUUCGUGAUGGUGCUCGCCCCCUCGUGCCUACAGAGAGAGCACUGUGUGAAGAGGCUGGUCACAUGGAAAAGGCCUCCUGUGAGUUUGUGCUGCGGGUUUAUGGAAUUUAUCAGGGAUGUCCGCCAGUCGCGGGAGCACCCAUGCAACAGGGAAUAGUGAUGGAGUUCAUGGGAAAAGGAUCUGUUCAGUCCCUGAUGAAUGACCUGUCCGGCCCUCCACAGUGGCCCCUGGCCUUCCGCUUGGCCCAUCAAGUGGCUCUCGGCAUGAACUUCCUCCAUUCUAGGAACCUUAUGCACCACGACCUAAAGCCAAGUAAUGUACUGCUGAAUGACGACCUUAACGCCAAGCUAGCAGACUUUGGUCUGUCCAGGGUCUCCAGCAGCGCUUUGAACAGCAACAGAGAAAUAAAAGGACAGACCGGAGGCUCAUACAAGUACAUGCCUCCCGAGGCUUUUGAGGCAUCAUACGAACCUGUCCGUGCUUUUGACAGAUACAGCUACGGAAUCCUGCUUUGGUCCAUUCUUACUGGUAAAGAGCCCUAUCCAGCGGCUGAUUACAGUCUUGUGGCACUGAGAAUCCCCCUGGGGGACAGACCUUCCAGUGAGGACAUUGACCAGAUGAAGGAAGAGGGGUUGAAAGAGCUGGUCGACCUCAUGAAGAGGUGCUGGGACGAGAAUCCCUGCGAGAGGCCCACCUUUAAAAAGUGCCUUGAAGUUACAGAGAAAGUGCUCUCAACGCACAAGAAGGGAAUUCCUGAUGCGGUCCAUCACGCCUUGACAAGACUGGAGUCACCAACCAGUAAUCAACAUUCAAAAAAAAGUGUGGCAUUCAAGCCUCCUCUUCAGACACCAGAACAGCUGAAGUCAACCGAUGUGAUGGAUUUCGCCAGUCUGAGGUCUUCACUACCGGAUUCUACUAGAAAACUGAGUGAUACAGAUAAAGCAAAGUUCGUCGAUGACAACAGGGCAGAGUUAAUUCAAAGCGUUUCCGAGGUCAUGGCAAUAGCAGAGGAGCUUGGAGACAUGGUCCACGGUGAAACCUACUCAGUGAUGGAAGCUAAAGCCACGAGCCAGGAGAGAAUGAGAACGCUUUAUCUGAGGACAUUUCGUCCAGGAGGGGUGACGGUCAAGGCAGCGUUCUACGACGCCCUCAGAAUACAUCAGCCCAAACUAGUGGAGAGGCUCGGUGGCUGAUCAUGAAGCAACUGGAGAAAUGGACCCUGCAUCUCCCCCUACUCUUUGAUCUUUUCUAAAAACUGUAUAUAUUUUUUCAAUUUGUAUAUAUGUGAUUUCAUAGCAUUUGACAACAGUGUUUUUUUGUAGUCAAGAAUUUUUUUUU
Chelmon rostratus (copperband butterflyfish) is the source of this 1623-nucleotide messenger RNA. RefSeq names its product ankyrin repeat and protein kinase domain-containing protein 1-like. The record is from RefSeq and is a predicted model, not a curated record. Bases 147 to 1478 code for a protein of 443 amino acids. Gene Ontology annotation, cellular component: cytoplasm. Gene Ontology annotation, biological process: protein phosphorylation; signal transduction. Gene Ontology annotation, molecular function: JUN kinase kinase kinase activity; ATP binding. Lineage: Eukaryota; Metazoa; Chordata; Actinopteri; Chaetodontiformes; Chaetodontidae. The transcript has 12 exons.